Messenger RNA from Cyprinodon variegatus (sheepshead minnow), 1062 nucleotides. Its product is annotated as cysteine-rich protein 2-like. Gene Ontology annotation, biological process: intrinsic apoptotic signaling pathway in response to DNA damage; regulation of gene expression. The record is from RefSeq and is a predicted model, not a curated record. The transcript has 5 exons. NCBI's taxonomy places the organism in Eukaryota, Metazoa, Chordata, Actinopteri, Cyprinodontiformes, Cyprinodontidae. Gene Ontology annotation, molecular function: zinc ion binding. The coding region runs from base 333 to 536 and encodes 67 amino acids.
AAAAAGGUGAAAAGAGCAAGAAAGGGGAGAAGAUGGGUGGGAAUGUGAGCAGCUGACAGCUGGUUUUUGUUCCGUCUUUCUUCGCUCCUUUUUCAUUCCCUCUUAAACAGCAUCAUCACUGUGUACACAAAGUAUUCGUCAGGUUUGGAUUGCUCAUAAUCUCAAAUCUCAAACUUGACUCUCUUCCUGUGACGUGUGGCCCACCGCAUCCGGCUCUGACUUCACACGAUUCUGACAAACUUGCAGUUAAACCGCUUUCCUGUCAAAUAAUCAGUUCAUACUUGCAUGCACGCGGAUGAUCAUUGGAUCUGUGUGAUAAAUAAUUACAGACCAUGGUAGGCUACUGUCCAAUCUGUGGAAAGCCUGUCUACUUUGGGGAGAAGAAGAGGUCCCUGGGGAGGGACUACCAUCCUCUGUGUCUGAAGUGCCAGAAAUGCAACAGACAGCUGACUGCAGGCCAGCAUGCUGAGUAUGAUGAGAAGCCGUUCUGCACACACUGCUACAUGAAGCUGUUUGGUCCAAGGGCUCAUAGGUAAAGGAUGUCUCCACAGCACACCACCUCGACUUCAACACCAGAACCAGACUGAAGCAACCAACAAAUACUGACAUCUGAAAGAAGGCAGCUGGAGAGCCAUUGUGGCUUUUAUGACAAACAAUACCUGACAUAUAAAUCUAGUUUUUUACUGAUUUUAUUUUUCUAACUUUUUUUAAUUGAAUAUUUAUGAAUUUGUAGUGAUUAUUUAGUUCUACCACUUAUUUUACUAUUGUAAAUUUCAGUGUUUUUUUUUUUUUUUUUUGCCUUUUGCCAAAACCUUGUAGCAGUAAAUAUUUGCUGUAUCUCUGGUAAUAUUUUUGGUUAAUUCUGUGCAAAGUGUUUUUACAACUUUAAACAUCAAUGCCUUUUAUUUGGAUUUCAGGCAACGAACCAAAAAAAUAUAACACAUAGUUGUAAAGCUGAAUAAAAUUAGACUUUUUUAAAAUAAAAAUGAGAAAAGUGUUGGCAUGUAUUUGUACUUAGCCUGCUUUAGUUUGAUAACCCCCAAUAAAAUGCAGUGCAAUCCA